GGAUGAGACUCGGAUAGAUUUUGAAGUUGCUCGGAGGAAAGAGACAACACGCACAAGGGCUUUUGUUGCAAUCCAAAAGCCGGAAAAUCAGUAAUGGUAAGAAGAGAGUCAAUCUUUUGAGGAAAUCAGAGCCCGAGAGGUUAAAAAAAAUAGGAAAGAAGACAGCAAAGUUCCAAGGUGACAACUGAGAAGGGGAGUCCGCUCUGACUGGAAGAGAAAAGAAAAGAAAAGAAACAGUCUGGAGGAUGGGAAGUUACAUCAAUCUACUAAAUUUUAAUAGCUGCAUUCGAGAAUAAGGUUCCCUGGAGCUUUUUCUUAAACUCUUUAAUUCGUGUUUGACCUCAGAGACAGUAGAAGACAGAACAGCCAUUGAAAAGCUGCUGAAAAGGAUCUGCUGUCCGCUCCACUGAGUCUGACUGUGAUUCCUCACUGGGGCAAUGAGAAUCUUCAACAAAGAGCUCCGUCUUCAGGACAUCACCAUCAUGUAUUUCACCGCCCUGGCCGCUCUGAUGGUCAUCCUGGUGGCUUCUUAUCAGGCUCCCCCUAACGCUGUUGAUGUGUCCAGCUUUAAACCGAGCCCCUCCAGCCCUCUCCCACCUCUCCCCAUGCCUUUCCACGUACCCCUCGACCCACGCGGGGAGCUCCAGCUGGCCUGGAACAUCAGCUACACCAACCUGGAGAUUUACAUGGAGCUGAGGACAGCAGAGCUCAGACAUGGUGUGGUGCUGGGGAUGUCCGACCGGGGCGAGCUGACCAAUGCUGAUCUGGUCGUGCUGUGGGAAUCUGGAACAAAAAGCUAUUUCGGGGAUGCCUGGAGUGACAGCGAGGGUCACGUAUCGCUGGACAGCCAACAAGACUAUGAGCUUCUUGAGGCCAAACAGAGGGCUGAUGGAUUCUACCUGCUAUUCAAAAGACCAUUCAGUACCUGCGAUCCCAGAGACUAUCUCAUAGAGGAGGGAACUGUGCACAUCAUCUAUGGAUUCCUGGAUAAACCACUUGCCUCUCUCGAGGAGCUGAACCUUUCCAGGAUCCACACAGGGGUACAGAGGGUGCUGAUGCUUCGUCCCGACAUGCCAUCACCCACCCUGCCUCCAGAUGUGGAGACACUCGAUGUUGUGUUACCAAAUGUCGUCAUACCAACCCAAGAAACCACCUACUGGUGCUUCAUUAACAAACUGCCAGACAAUCUGGCCAAGAACCACAUUGUCAUGUACGAGUCAGUGAUAACACCUGGAAACGAGGCCAUCGUCCAUCACAUCGAAGUGUUUGAAUGUGCCCCGGAUGUCAGUGAGGUUCCCCCAUACAGCGGCUCCUGCGAUGACAAAAUGAAGCCGAGGAAGCUCAACUUCUGCCGCCAUGUGCUGGCUGCGUGGGCUAUGGGGGCCGAGGCUUUUUACUAUCCUCCUGAUGCAGGGCUGGCAGUGGGUGGGCCAGGUGCUUCAAGAUUCCUUCGUCUGGAAGUCCAUUUCCACAAUCCUCUUCUUAUAUCUGGUCGACACGAUUCAUCAGGGAUACGACUGCAUUACACCCCCAGCCUGAGGCGCUAUGACGCAGGGAUCAUGGAGCUGGGCCUCGUUUACACUCCUGUCAUGGCCAUUCCACCUAAACAACAGACCUUCUACCUCAGUGGUUACUGCACAUCCAAGUGUACUCAGACUGCUUUACCUCCAGACGGGAUCUUUAUAUUCGCCUCCCAGCUCCACACUCACCUGGCAGGCCGAGGGGUGAGGACAGUUUUGGUCAGGGGAGGAAAAGAGCUGGAGAUCGUGCAGGAAGACCAGCACUUCAGUACACACUACCAGACUAUCCGAGUUCUGAGGAAAAUGGUGAAUGUUUUACCUGGGGACGUCCUCAUAACAAAAUGUACCUACAACACAGAGGACCGGAGUAAGCCCACAGUGGGAGGUUUUGGAAUCAUGGAAGAAAUGUGCGUCAACUAUGUCCACUACUACCCUCGGACACAGCUGGAGCUCUGUAAGAGCCACGUUGACCCGGGAUACCUGCAGAAGUACUUCAGCUUCAUUAACAGGUUCCACGGGAAUGAUCAGUGUGUGUGCGGCGAGGUCGAUGUAACAGAACAGUACUCUCAGCUGCACUGGGAUGACUUCACUGGGGAAGUGCUCGACUCUCUUUACAACACAGCUCCCAUCUCCAUGCACUGCAAUCAGUCCACCGCACGUCUAUUUCCAGGGGAGUGGGAGGAACAGACUAUACCGGCAGUGGCCUCCAUCCUUGAGAAACCUCGCUACCCGUGCGAAGGAGGUGCGGUCCCCAGCAGCUAACGGCGCGCAGCCUCAGCCUGGACAGAAAAACCACUGAAUGCUUCAGCCCCAGCCCAAACUCCUUGGAAAUUAAGUGAAACUCUUGGCGCCGUUGUUUUUUUUCUCUGUUAGUUGCUCAGUGGCUUCUGCUUCUUGCUGUAAUUAUAGGCUUCUAAAAAUAAAAUGAAAAAAUAAAAAAAGACAUCUACUGUCUGUGUCUUUAUCAAUGCAUGCUAAUUAAGCUAAUAACAGUCCUAGACAUGUCAUGUUUAA
This is a messenger RNA of Menidia menidia (Atlantic silverside), 2534 nucleotides long. Lineage: Eukaryota; Metazoa; Chordata; Actinopteri; Atheriniformes; Atherinopsidae. The record is from the annotation of a GenBank genome assembly.